AUGCAGCAUAGCAAGGAAUCGAAUACGCAUCCAAAGCUUUAUGGUCAAAGUGUGCCAGAUGAAGAGAUAGCUUAUUAUUACAAUGGUGACAUACCAGACCUUACACCAAUAUAUACACAUAAAAUUGAUGAAAAGGAACUUAAACCGCACUUGGAAAAGAAUUUUACGUUUUUGAAAGUAGAAUACCUGAGUCCGGUAUCUACAGUAUAUAUUGAAUAUUUUCCCGCGACAUAUACUUUGAAAUUCACCAUUGUCGUGCCACUGGUCUCCAUAAAAUUUGCAGUAGCUGCCUUUGCUCUUAAAAAAAAGAGUAGACGUCAAAGUAGAUCUAGUUUAAAUGUGGUUUAUUUAAAAAUAUAA
Molecule: messenger RNA, 360 nt
Organism: Arctia plantaginis
Lineage: Eukaryota; Metazoa; Arthropoda; Insecta; Lepidoptera; Erebidae
Source: the annotation of a GenBank genome assembly